UUUGAGUUCUUCCCAUCGUGCAAUUUCUUCGCCCUUUCCGGUUAGACAAGACAUCAUGGUAUUUGAGCGGUUUGUAGAGAUCGGCCGUGUAGCUUACAUUGCUUUCGGCAAUGAUAAGGGCAAGUUGUGUGUAAUUGUAGAUGUCAUCGACCAAAACAGGGCACUUGUCGAUGGCCCUUGCAGUGGUGUGACUCGUCAAGACAUCAAUUUUAAGGCACUGCACUUGACAAAGCUCAAGAUAAACAUUGGUGCCUCUGCAAGAACAGGCACUGUACGCAAGGCAUGGGAAAAGGAAGACAUCUCUACUAAGUGGGAACAGACAACUUGGGCCAAGAAGCUGGCAGCCAGAAAAAGGAGAUCUGAGCUGACUGACUUUGAGAGGUUCAAGCUAAUGAAAGCUAAACAAGCUAGGAACCGUCUGAUAAAUGUGGAGUAUGGCAGGCUGCACAAAGCAGCUAGAAAGGCACCACCAAAGCCGAAGAAAAUGAAAACAGGAGCUAAGAAAUGAGGCUUUUGAGGACUGUGAAUAUCAGUGUCAAUAAAUUGUCAGUCCAUGUU
This is a messenger RNA of Pomacea canaliculata, 558 nucleotides long. Its product is annotated as 60S ribosomal protein L14-like. Bases 56 to 508 code for a protein of 150 amino acids. The transcript is spliced from 5 exons. The record is from RefSeq and is a predicted model, not a curated record. NCBI's taxonomy places the organism in Eukaryota, Metazoa, Mollusca, Gastropoda, Architaenioglossa, Ampullariidae. Gene Ontology annotation, cellular component: cytosolic large ribosomal subunit; ribosome. Gene Ontology annotation, molecular function: structural constituent of ribosome; RNA binding. Gene Ontology annotation, biological process: translation; ribosomal large subunit biogenesis.